UUGAAGGGUUAAUUUCUAAAAUUAUUUUGAGAUGCCAAUUCUUCCAUCUAUUUGUUUAAGUUGCAUAAGUUGUGGAAUUUUUUUUUUUACAAGGUUCAUAUUUUCUUUGGCAGAUUCUAAGGGUGAACUUCAGUUGAUGAGCGGUUCAAUUCAGCCCAUAGACGUUUGGCAUAGUCGUGGUGUUAGGUACCAUGUGCAGUUUAAUGAGCUCAACCAACCAAUUCGGAAAGGUGGGCAUAUCUUGGUGCGAUUUCUAGGAAGUGUAGCAAAGGAUGGGACCUAUUGUCCAAUUGGAGAAAAGAAUUGGCAUCAUGUUGAUGUGAAACUCAAAACUAAAAUUGUUAUGAAGAUGAGAGUAUGCAUACAAGUUCAAACUAAAAUUGUUAUGAAUAUAUAUAUGUUUCUUAUAAGCUAUGUCUUAUUGAUCUUGCAUUAUUUUUUUUUUCUUUUUUCGUUGAAGGAACAUUUUGUGAUUCCUGAGGAUGAGGUCUAUGAUACAUUAGCUCUCCAACGUGUUAGCAAAUGUUGGAGGCACUAUAAACACUCACUUAAAUUGACAUUUUUCAAACCUGAUAAGCUUACAGAGGAAGAACAUUAUGAUAUUGUGCCUAGUGGACAUACUCGUUCUGAAUGGAAACCAUUGGUUCAGUAUUGGUUCUCAGUCAAAGGACAGCAAUUGUCUCAACUUGGAAAAGCGGCACGAGGAGCUCAAAAUCAAGUUCAUACAUUGGGUUCUACUAGUUACGCUAAUAUACGAGCUAAUUAUGAAGAUGAACAUGGAGAAGAAAUGAGUUUGAUUGAACUUUGGGAACCAACUCAUAAGAGAAAGGAUGGAACCUAUCUUGAAGGCACAGACACUUCAGACUUUUUGGAGGAUGCAAAGGCAAAGGUUGAUUCAUUAAAGCUUUGUAAUCCUUCUAUGUCUCGUGUUGACGUUGAGAAUGAAGCCUUUCAAACUGUCAUGAAUGGAGAUGUAGUACCUGAACGACCUCAGGGAUAUGGAUUUGGGGUGAAAAAAAGUGAUGGUGCGUGGUAUGCUUAGAAAAGAAGGAAAUGGAAAACUUUAAAGGAGACAUGUGGAACUAGAAAACGUUGUGGAAACAUCUUUAUUGAAGAAGAGAAAUGAGGAACUUGAAAAACAAAACAAAGAGAUAACUAACAAGUUUGAUGAGCAUACUAAGAUGAUGAAGACCAUUGCUACACAUUUUUCUCUAGUGUUAGAUGCGGUGCGUGAUGGAAAAGCUUCUACUCAACUUAUAGAUGCUGCAAAGUCAGCUAUGCAUUUGAUUACUACAGAGGUAUUGUUAUAAUAUUAUCAUUCAUUGCUUCACUUGAAUUAUCAAAAUCAAGUUGAUUACUAGUUACCUAUUCUUUUCUUUUGUCAUUAACUAACUUUUUAACAUCUUUUAUAAUUGACCAUCACUAUAAUAUAUCACAUUAAUUACUUAUGUCAUUCUUUGUUUUUUUUUUUUUAAGGAUCAAGAUUAUGGUGAAGGAAAAGAAGCCAAGGAUCCAUUAUUGUAUUAGUACAACUUGUAAAGCUAUUAAUGAUUUGAAAAGGCUUUGUAAAAGAUAUAUUUCUUUCGUUCUGUUUUUUUGGUAAGGUUUUAAGAAGUUGAUAGUAGACAUUAUCUAAUUGACUUAUUUGUAACCGAAUUGAACAGGAUAUUUUAGUGUGUAUUUAAUCAUUAGUGAAUUAAUACAGAUAAUAUUAUUAUAUAUAUUAUUGGUCAUUUCUACUUAAGUAUUUUUUAUUGGAAAAUCGCUUAUAAUAUAUUAUAUUUGAUCCAUAUCCAAUUAAAUAAUAGCUAUAAUUAUUAGAUUUUUUUCUAGGCUAAAAUCUCGACACUUUUUUGUGUUAAGAGUUAUUUUGGCUCUAAAAAUUUAUUUGUGGAGGUAAAAUAUUCUUGACGCUGGAAUGUGUCUAGAACAUAUUGUGCGACGCAGAAAAGCGUUGAGAAACCCAACACAAAACAACGUCACGCAUAUUUCAAGACGCAGAAAAGUGUUGAGAAACUCAACACCAAAAAGCGUCACAAGUCAUACUGGACGCAUCUCUGCGUUGAGAAUCUCAACGCAAGAAAGCGUCGAGAAUUCUCCACGCCUAAAAUCUCGACGCUUUUACAAAGCGUUGAGAAUCAAUUUCUCAACGCAUUUUUCCGUCUAGAAUAUUGAGGAAAAGCGUUGAGAAAACA
Molecule: messenger RNA, 2195 nt
Organism: Beta vulgaris subsp. vulgaris (sugar beet)
Lineage: Eukaryota; Viridiplantae; Streptophyta; Magnoliopsida; Caryophyllales; Amaranthaceae
Exons: 4
Coding region: 32-1042 (336 amino acids)
Source: RefSeq, a predicted model, not a curated record